Messenger RNA from Xenopus laevis (African clawed frog), 1846 nucleotides. RefSeq names its product thioredoxin domain containing 12 (endoplasmic reticulum) L homeolog (gene txndc12.L). Lineage: Eukaryota; Metazoa; Chordata; Amphibia; Anura; Pipidae. Bases 150 to 656 code for a protein of 168 amino acids. Gene Ontology annotation, biological process: cell redox homeostasis. The record is from RefSeq and is a predicted model, not a curated record. Gene Ontology annotation, molecular function: protein-disulfide reductase (glutathione) activity. Gene Ontology annotation, cellular component: endoplasmic reticulum; endoplasmic reticulum lumen. The transcript has 7 exons.
UAGAAGAAGCGCCUCUUCCUAUGACUGGACGGCAGUGUCACGUGGUCUAAUACAGCUGUCUGGGAGAUAGGAAGUACACGUCCCUGAAGUGCAAGUUCUUCACUUAUACCGCCGUUUUUCUGUGUUGCAGACUCGAGACAUUGCUGAAAAUGCGGUACCUUAGUGCAGCUGGGCUGCUUGUGCUCUCUGUAUGUCUUCUAUUUCUUACUCCAGGGUUUGCCGACACAGGACUUGGUCGAGGAUUUGGGGAUCAUAUCCAUUGGAGAACUCUGGAUGAUGGGAAGAAGGAAGCAGCUGCUAGCGGCUUACCUCUUAUGCUAGUGAUCCACAAGACAUGGUGCGGAGCAUGCAAAGCAUUAAAGCCAAAAUUUGCAGAGAGCAAGGAGAUUUCAGAACUGUCGCAUAAUUUUGUGAUGGUUAACUUGGAGGAUGAGGAGGAACCAAAAGAUGAAGCCUUUAGCCCAGAUGGUGGAUACAUCCCUAGAAUACUUUUCCUUGAUCCCACUGGUAAAGUCCACCCUGAGAUUAUAAACUCCAAAGGAAACCCAAGUUAUAAGUAUUUCUACAACACUGCUGAGCAAGUGACUGAAGCAAUGAAGGAAGCCCAAGAGAAGCUCACGGGAGAUUCCUUUAUGAAACAUACGGAUGAGCUGUAACUCUGGUAUCUUAUCCGAUAAUUAAUGCGAGCCUCUCUGUGACUCAACCAGAGUUGUGUACCUGACUGGGAAUAUAAUACCAGCACAAAUUCACUUUUUCAUACUGUAAUGGACCUGCACUGCAAUGCACAGGAGCCAUAUGAGGCUGAUGUACUUCACCCUCACCAGAUUCUCUUUAAAACUGGACAUUCUCUAUUACUCUUGAAGAUCUUGACAGUAUAGCAUCACCAAGUCCCACUUUUAUCUUGUUUGCUACGAACCCUUCUAAAACUUUGGUUUGCUAAAAAAAAAAAGGGAAAUACAUUUUGUUAAAAAAAUAUCUUCUGAUUUAUGUGUUACAAUUUUUUUUGUUUCAAGAAGAAUUACAUCAUAAUUGUGCUACAGAUAUAAGUCAAGAUAUCACCUUGGCAGCUUACAGUAGAAAGUGCCUUUCCCAUAAACCCAGGGUGCAUGCUGCACUGAACUAUUCUUCUGUGCAGUAUGCAUCCUUAUUCUCUUUAUGGAUAUAAAAUGGCUAUGGUAUAACAGUUCUCAGGCCACAUAUUCUAACUUAACUCUCACUUUGCUAUAUUUCACAAUUCUAUUAGUGUAGUUUUAAAACCCUGCAUUUAUUUAUUUUUUUAACUCCCCCAAAAGCAUUAUUAUAUCUCUGUACUGGACUCUUUCUUGAUCCACCACCAGUGUAAAUGGUAUAUCCAGUAGUGUGAAUGCUGGAAGCACAUUGCAGUUUUGGGGCUGCUAAAAAGACAAGAAUUUUGGCCAAAACGAUAAUGGGGUUGGUGGGGGGGGGGCUGAGAUUUAAAUAUAGUCCACAGGUUCACACUACACUGACCUCAUUCUUUAUAAAGGCCUCCACCAGUUAGCAUUUAAAUAUAUAUCAUUUAUAUACAUGGUCUGCAGUAUUCUCUGUUAAUUACAGUCCUAACUAUUACAGUUUAUUAUAACUUUACUGUGAGGUUAAAAACCAGCCCUUGAAGGAAUUAACAACCAGUUUAGUAUUACUGAAUUUCGUGGUUUGAAUGUUUCCUGUGUCUCUAAUCCUCCAGCUUUUACUAGUCAUACUGGCACUGCCUAUACUGGCACAGUGUUACUGGCAUACUGUUACGGUCAUGAAUUUACUUAAUGUAAAUGUGUUUGUUUUUAAAGCACUUUUGCACAGUAAUGUUUUCACAAUAAAAUAAUGAAAUAUG